GCAAGUCUGGCUACGCUGUUAGCUGCUUUGCCAGCUUCAGUUUUCUUUGGCGUUUGCCUUGUGCAUUAUAAGGAUCCAAUAAUUUGUGGAUACCGACUCGAAGUCAAUUUAGUGAAAACGCAUAUUACUUCGUGUAUUUGCUCUAAAUGUCGACGGUAACGGCGAGCUCCAAAGAAGACGUAACAAUGGUGCAGACUCCCCAGAAGACAAAAGAUGGGCACGGGCAAGAGCCAAAUGGCAAAGCAGAAGAGGGGGAUGAAAGCAUCACACCAGGAACUAAGCGCAAAUCUGGGAGCUCGCAGGGCAGUGCCCGCAAAAAGCAGAAAAAGAACAGCAUUUCACCUAAAAUGGUGCAGCCAAAAAAUGCGCUCAUGCAGCUGAACGAGCUCAAACCAGGCCUGAAGUACUCUGUAGACUCCCAAGAAGGGCCAGCUCACCAGCCCAGCUUUGUUGUCUCUGUUGAGGUUGACGGCCAGCGAUUCACGGGCCGUGGUCAGUCCAAGCAGUUGGCAAAGCACGCAGCAGCACAGGCUGCUUUGAAGUCUUUUGUGCAGUUCCGUAAUGUGCCCGAAGCUUACUGGGCCAUGAGCCGCUCAAUGGUCCAUUCUGGGGACUUCACCAGUGAUGACGUAGAACAAGACGAAAGCAGUGGCAUCUUCAGUGGAUUCACUGCUGAAAACCCCAUUGAAGAAUUUCACCGAGACCAGCUGAAGCGUUUCUCGGGUGGCAAGGACGGAGAUGCAGAGAAGAAGGCUACAAAAGCUGCCGAAGAGGCAGACAAGAAAAACCCAGUGAUGCUGCUCAAUGAGCUGCAGCCAGGCCUAGAGUACACGCUCGUGUCAGAGAAUGCGGCAGUGCCCACACAACGCUUUACCAUGGCAGUUACGACAACCAACGGCGAUGUUUACGAAGGAUGCGGGUCCAACAAGAGGCUGGCCAAGGCAGCGGCAGCACGUGCAGCACUGCUCAAGUUGUACAACAUCAUGGCCCAUCCCUCCGGAGCACUCAAGCGCGACGAAAAAGGUCCAAUUGUAGACACCCUGCCCCAGGCUCUGGCUGAUCGACUGGGCAACACAGUCAAUGAGACAUUGCAGAAGGUGAUGGCUGACCGGGCAGAGAGCGCCAAAUGGAAAGUGCUGGCAGGCAUCAUCAUGACCAUGCCGGCAUCUGAGAAAGACAAGGAGGAUGAUGUAAAGGUCUUGACAGUGGCCACGGGCACAAAGUGCAUCAACGGGGAAUACAUCAGCAUGAAUGGGGCGGUGCUGCAAGACUGCCACGCCGAGGUUGUGUCCCGGCGUUGUUUCAAGGACUUCCUGUAUGGGCAGCUUGAGCUCUGGAAGAAUGGCAAAGAAGAAGAAUCCAUCCUUGAGCAGAGGCCAGACAAGCAAGGGUUCCGUGUGAAGCCAGACAUCAAGUUUCAUUUGUACAUAAGUACGUCGCCUUGUGGAGAUGGUCGCAUUUUUUCCCCUCAUGAGCUGAUGGCCGACUCUGCAUCCCUGAAUGCUGACAAACACCCAAACCGUCGAGUGCGAGGGCUGCUGAGAACGAAGAUUGAAGCUGGGGAAGGGACCAUCCCACUGAGGCUGGGCCCCGUGCUGCAGACAUGGGAUGGAGUGCUGCACGGGCAGCAGCGGCUGCUGACCAUGUCGUGCUCUGACAAGCUGGCCCGCUGGAACGUGCUGGGCCUGCAGGGUUCGCUCCUCUCGCUCUUCAUCGAACCCGUCUACCUGGAGAGCGUGGUGCUGGGCUCCCUAUACCACCCAUGGCACAUGCAGCGUGCCAUGUGGGGCCGCCUAGAGGGCACCCUGCACCUAGAGGCUGAGAGCCCCUUUCAGCUGCACCGGCCUAGGCUUGGCGCCAUCUCCAGUCCCGAGUCCCGACAGGGCAAUAUUGCUCGUUACAGGGUAAACAAGUCUCCAAACUUCAGCAUCAACUGGACGGCUGGUUGUGAGGGCCCUGAAGUGGUCAAUGCGAGCACAGGCAAGACGGAGGAAGGCCAGGUGUCUCGCCUGUCCAAGCGCUCACUGUUUGACCGCUUUUGUCAUCUGUGGGGCCAAGUGCCCUCCAUCGAACAUCAGGACCCCAGCCAGAAGCCCCGGCUCUAUGCAGAAGCCAAGAAGUCUGCUGGCUUGUACCAGGAGGCGAAGACGCGCGUCACCGAUGCCUUCAGCGCCGGAGGCCUCGGCACCUGGGUCUCCAAGCCCAUUGAGGCCGACGAGUUUGAGCUCGACUUUUAAGCAACGAGGAGGAGUGGCCCAUCAAGCAGGUGCCUCGCUGCACAUGAAAACGCUGGGCGUUUUUCUUUUUUUUUUUUUGCUCCACCCUUUUCUGUUACAGUGGCCAUUUUGUCACCUUUUGUUUAUUAUUUUGGACUCAUCAUACACUUGCUUCCUCUGCUUUGGUUUUAUCAUAGAAGUUUUUUUGUGCAGUUGUUUUCCCCUGGUCUGUCUCUUUCUAGCAUACUUCUACCAUUAUUUUUCCCCUACCAUUCUUUUUUGAGGUCAUCUCAAUCGUUCAGUUAUAUUUUUCUUGCAGGACAGUUCUGUAAGCAUCUUAUAGGUUUGACAGUUCACCUUACGGCUAGAGGCCUUCACAGCUAGUAUAAUUUACUCGCAGACAAGGCUAGUGCAUCAGUGGCAAGGGCUUCACAAGGUGGGCCCAUGCCAGCUGCCACACCUUUGGUGCAAGGAGCCAUUGACAAAGUUAUUUCUUACUAGGUACAACCUUGCAACAUUGAAUUACCAUGCACUACUUUUUUUUUUUCUUUUGUUGCUGUUCAAUUGCAUACUUCCAUUUCCCUUUUUCUUUUCUUGCCUGUGACUUUUCAGGCAACACAUGUCACAUUCUCACCACUGUUCUCGUGUUUUAUGUGGGUUUGUAAGGCUGCCUCAUCCAUCAUCAUUGUCGCCUUACAAAGUCCAACUACUUUCUUGGUCAUACAUACUGCAUUUGGUGUUUUGAAACCGUGUUACAGUAGUUUCGAUUUGUCAUUGAACAUAACUCUCAAUAAGUGGUUGGGGUCAGUCACCUCUUGUAGAAACCUAGAUGCCAGGAAAAUCUAAGUCUUCAAAAGACUGCUUUCUCACGCACAUCCUUGGCUAAGAUCUGCAUUGCACUUAAUGUGCAAGCUUGGUGCGACUGGCUUCCUUGUCGGAAAUCUCUUGCCUCCCUGUGCAUGAGAUUGAGCUGCGAAAAUUCACAUACUUGCGCGCAGAACCCUUGCAAAUGGAGUUUUAGGUUUUAGGUAUGAAGGGUGCAGCGUUGUGAAGUUUAUUUCUCUGUGUCUGUUUUUAUUUUAUGCAGCCAUCAAUAAUGACAUUGUAAACUUCUGCACCUUCACAAAUUGUCACACAAUGCUACAACCUGGGGAAGUUUUUCUUUUUUUCCCAUUUUCUUUCAUUUUUCCAGCACUGAUUAAAUCAUUCCAUUCACUACUGCAAGAAAAAGAAGCGGGGUAGGGAGAAACAGUUGAGAGACGCUUAUGCUGCGCUUUGUUACGAACUUUAGCCAGGCUUAACACACAUGAUCAAAAAUGUGUGGGCCAGUGGUUCUGCCAAAAAGAAAAAAUGAAUUUCUUGGCAACUCAGCCAGACGACCUGAAUCUGACGAACUUACUGCAGUGUUCUCAAUGCUAAGUCAGAACUGCGGCCUUCACUUUCAGGUUACAUGCCAAGACAUUGAGGGAGUUGGGUCUUUUCGCGUACCCCUGGGGUGCAUACUUUUGAACACAGGUGUGCGCUUGGAACGGCAGCACUGGUUCCUGCAUGUUCCAACACUUGUCCUCAGCCUAAAUGACUUGCAAACGGUUUUGCAUCAUGCAAAUGUUCUCGUCAAAGGGGAAAAGAAAAAAAGAGCCAAAAGGGCUUUCAUAGAGAUUGUGUCACUGCCAAUGGCUCUCUACAUCAGCUCCCAAGUAAGCAUAAUUAACAGCACUAAGUAGUUAGUUGGACAGGGUGUCGAAGAGGUCACUGCCACUCUUGUCCACUUUCUAUUGGUUUUUUUAACUAGCAGAAUAAACACAUCAGGCCAAAUAGUUUGUUUAUAAAAGGUUUCCUGUUGCCAUCUAUAGCAUGUAUUGUAUAUUCUGCAUAUUUAAAGUAUGUUUCUUUCUUCUCUGCAGGUCAGCAAGGCUCUGUAAUGCGUUAGUGUAAAACAAAUAUUAUUGGUAUUAACUGCUGGUGUCUUACUGAUUCUUCUGAUAUGUUUUUGUAUCACACGGUCACUUAUCACUUGGUCUAAUGUUCCCAGAAGCUUCUUGUUUCUGUAUUUCUAGUAUGUGAAGUGCUAAAGCAUGUUCGUUCAAGUUUCAUUUAAGUGUGUUUGUCUGCUGCUUAUAUAUAUCCUAAUAUUGGCACAGACUGUGUCUUCUGAAAGCUGAACCUUCAUGUCUUGGUUAUAAAGGCUGCUUCCUUCUAUUUUACAUACAUUCAUAGAGCAACUCUAUUGCAUCUAAAACACCUUAAUUGAAAGAGGGGUGUGCCCCUAACACAUUUCUUUUCUAAAGUGUUUGCAAGGCUGCAGUACAAUGAUGCUUGUCUCUGAUGCUUAUAGCCAUGGUCUUCACAUUUGUAGCCUCUAAUUUAAAAAAAAAAAAACUUACACAUGUAAGGUAGCGUAGACCUCUCUCAUUCAGCAUUCUUCCUUCAUUGUUAUGAACAGCUGGGGAAAAAACAUCAUUCUUUCUUUGGCAAGAUGUUAUUUUUGUUAUUUUACUAUAGUCGCUUGUUUUUGCACUGUCAUAACCUGUCUUGUUAGAGGUAUCUCCGCCAUUGAGACUCGUUUACAUUAUGCACAUACAUUUUCCCCCCUUUGUGGUCAUCUGCACAACACAGUGUGUAUAGAAAGCAGCACACUGUUGGCUUUGUAGUGUUUGUAUUGGGCACAGAUUGGAGUAUACCUGUUGUUUUCGAGUGCAUGUUUUUUGUCCAGUCAUUGCGACGAUGAAGUCGCUUGACCUUUGACUUUUGUGUACAUAAGAAUGGGCUCAACAUGCUUUCUUUUUUUUUCCCCCGAGUUCUUCCUGCAUACGACUGUGUACAUAUGUACUGCUAAAAGGGUGUGUAAAAUUUCAUCAUAGUGUGCUUGCCUGCGUUAUUAAAAUUGGUUGCGUGGGUUACAUGACUGACAGGCAAUUUUAUAACUUUGAGGAAACACAUAAUCAAAGCAGUAAACUUCCCAAACUUGUGUAUCGACUCAAAAAAAAGCUGUGAACUGUGGCACUGGUGCCAUGCGUGCACACAGUAAUUUUCUGGUCUUAUUCUGAAGAUAUUGGGAAUGCUUGGCUGUACUCAUGCUGUAAAAUUCACUUUAUCACAUUAGAACCAACGAUAAAGUUUCUUCAAGUCAUCUAA
Messenger RNA from Dermacentor andersoni, 5351 nucleotides. It is a transcript of the gene Adar, whose product is annotated as Adenosine deaminase acting on RNA. Gene Ontology annotation, molecular function: double-stranded RNA binding; double-stranded RNA adenosine deaminase activity; adenosine deaminase activity. Gene Ontology annotation, biological process: adenosine to inosine editing; RNA processing. The record is from RefSeq and is a predicted model, not a curated record. Gene Ontology annotation, cellular component: cytoplasm; nucleolus. Lineage: Eukaryota; Metazoa; Arthropoda; Arachnida; Ixodida; Ixodidae.